AUGUGGGGCUUUACCAAGGAUGGUAGGUUUUCUGUGAGAAGUGCCUAUCAUUUAGGCAAUGCCUUGGGAAAAUCUAUGGUUGGGGAAUGCUCUAACAAAGAAGUUCAGAAGCAAAUUUGGGAAGGGGUUUGGAGACUAAAUGUACCUAAUCCUACAAAGCAGUUUGUGUGGAAGGCUCUGAAGGGCAUAUUACCAACAAGGCAGAGUCUAGUGCAGAGAAAAAUAAUUGAAGAUGCUACAUGCCCGAUCUGUCAAAGGGGUGAAGAAACAAUAAGCCAUGUCCUAUGGUCAUGCCUAGCUGCAAGUGAUGUAAGGGCAGAGAGUGGGAGUGGUCUUCAAAAAUGGCCUAGUGAAGAAAAUGACUUUUAUGUGCUAUGGUCUGAAAUGCAAACCAGAUUGCAGCAGAGUAAAUUAGAGGAGGUUUCUAUGAUACUGAGAGGACUAUGGACUAGGAGAAACAUGAUGUUUUUGGAAGGUAAGUUUGACAGUCCACGAAAAGUACUAAAUGCCUCAAUGACUAGUCUUCAAAGUUUUCAUAAUGCUCGUGCUGCACUAAACAAUCUGAAGGGGUCUCAUGGUCAGAUAAGGAAGAAUAUCAAAUGGAAGCCACCAGAUGAGGGUGUUUCUAAGGUAAACUUUGAUGCGGCUAUUGAUAAGAACAAUUUUAAAUUGGGCUUGGGUAUAGUGGCAAGGAAUCAUGUGGGGGAGGUUCUGUUUACUUUCAGUUCUGCUAAACAGUUUAGUGGAAACUCUGAUCUGGCUGAAGCAGCUGCUCUUUGGAGAGCUAUGGAGCUCGUUUUAGAGCUUGAUGUUAGGUUGGUGGUGUUUGAGGGAGAUGCUGCCAGAGUGAUAAGAGGAGUAACAGAGGUAGGGGGCAACUAUGCAUGGAUGGAACAGCAGUAUGCCAAUAUACGUGGCAGGCUGUUAAUGAGGCCAGAUUGGUCUAUGAGUUUCAUUCAUAGAUAA
Molecule: messenger RNA, 966 nt
Organism: Carya illinoinensis
Lineage: Eukaryota; Viridiplantae; Streptophyta; Magnoliopsida; Fagales; Juglandaceae
Exons: 1
Coding region: 1-966 (321 amino acids)
Molecular function (GO): nucleic acid binding; RNA-DNA hybrid ribonuclease activity
Source: RefSeq, a predicted model, not a curated record